Chlorocebus sabaeus (green monkey) is the source of this 792-nucleotide messenger RNA. Its product is annotated as proline-rich protein 23C. The record is from RefSeq and is a predicted model, not a curated record. Lineage: Eukaryota; Metazoa; Chordata; Mammalia; Primates; Cercopithecidae.
AUGGGCAGCCGGCCCCGCAGUCCCAGCGCCUGCCUUGCGCCCUGGUGGGGACAGCAGCCAGGAGGACCAGGCCCUGCCAAGCGCAGCCGAUUGGAGGAGCCCGCGGGCCCCGAACCCCGCGCGGCACCCAGCCCGGAAGACCCGGCGGGGAUCCCAGCUGUGGACGCGCUCACCUCCGUGGUGGUCCUGGCCGCGGGCUGUGCCCUGCGUGUGCCCCUGGACGACGUCGACCUGGUGCUGGAGCUCGCGCCAAUGUCGGUCCUGCGAGUGUCUCUUGGUGGACACACCCUCAUCCUGAUCCCGGAGGUCCUCCUAAGCUCCGUCGACGAACGCUCAGGAGCGCAGGGCGACUCGUCUGCCGACCUGGAAGUGGACGUUUUCCUGGGCGCUCACGGGGAAGACGUCGUCGUCCAGCAGGAAGUCUUCUGCGCGUCUGUCCCAGAGAUCGCUGCCCAGGAAGAGGCCUACGAGGAGGACGCGGACUCUGAAUUCCCGGAGCUCUGCAUGGACUCCGCAUCCGGCUCAGCCGCUGGGCUCUACCCCUCCGCUAGAAGUAUGUUCAGCCCCUACCGGGAGGGCCCCAUCCCAGGGCCCUGUGCUCUGGCCUCCAACCCCAGUUCAGAGAGACGCUCUCCAAGCCCCAUCUUCGACCCGGAAUUCCACCUUCUGGAGCCUGUCCCCAGCUCACCUCUCCAACCUCUACCUCCCUCUCCAAGUCCAGGUCCCCAUGCGCGCCCGGAGCUCCCAGAGCGCCCUCCGUGCAAGGCCCGGAGGCGCCUGUUCCAGGAAUGA